AUGGGAUCCCUGUCAGUCUCUAGCCACAGAGGACUUGCCCACUGUAAAGAGCUCCUGCUGGUUGAAAUAUUGAAAAAAGGGCGGUUUUAUGAUAAUCAAAAAAUAGCAGACGUGGAUGGAACCUUGCUGAUAAAAAAGGCUUCCUUGAGAGACACAGGAACAUACACCGUAGUGGCCUACCUUCCAGAUGAAGUAAAAGAAAUAGGAUUCGGACGGCUCGAUGUGUACCGGCCUGUGGUACGGCGGCCCUUCCUCCAAGCCAGCAACAUCACAGUUUCAGUAAAUAGUAACGUGGUCAUGAGCUGCUUAUCACAUGCGCUCUCCACUGAGUGGUUGUUUAAUGGCAUGGCUCUGCAGCUCUCCAAGAGAAAAAGGCUGUCCAAGGACCGCAGUAUUCUCACGAUAGACCCUGUCCACAUGGAGGAUGCUGGCUAUUACCAGUGUAAAGUCUACGACCCUGUUAAUUCUGCUGAAAGUUGGCCCCUUGUGUUGUAUGUACAUCAUGAGUGA
Messenger RNA from Artibeus jamaicensis (Jamaican fruit-eating bat), 510 nucleotides. Its product is annotated as carcinoembryonic antigen-related cell adhesion molecule 21-like. Lineage: Eukaryota; Metazoa; Chordata; Mammalia; Chiroptera; Phyllostomidae. The transcript has 3 exons. The record is from RefSeq and is a predicted model, not a curated record. The coding region runs from base 1 to 510 and encodes 169 amino acids.